This is a messenger RNA of Ciona intestinalis (vase tunicate), 1057 nucleotides long. NCBI's taxonomy places the organism in Eukaryota, Metazoa, Chordata, Ascidiacea, Phlebobranchia, Cionidae. The record is from RefSeq and is a predicted model, not a curated record.
AUACAGGUUCGAAAUAAGAAAAUAGAAUGGGAAUCAGAGCUUGUUGCUUCCCAGGAUUGCUUGGCUAUCAGGGAGCAAGAACUAUCACAUGCGAGGUCGUUGUUGGAUCAGAAACACCAAGAAGUUGGCGUCCUUAAACACCAGUUGGAAAGUUAUGAAACGGGGCAGAAAAGUGUGGCAUCACAAUACGAGAUCCAACUUGAUAACUUGAAAGGCCAACUCAAGAAUUUAAAGGAAUCUCACGAGAAAAUGAUUCGUCACCGAUCAAAAAAGAACCAAAGUUCCGCUGAAAAAGAGAAAGAGUUGACACUGGAAGUCGAACGAAUGAACGCAGAGUUGAAAGAAAAAAGAUCCGUUAUUGUGGAACAUGAGAAACAAACCAGUGAAUGGGAUAUUAGGAAAAGGGCGUUGCAACACCAGAUUGAAUGCUUGGAGAAACAGAAGCGAUCGAUCGCCGUCAAUUACGAGCGCGUACAACAACAAUUAUCCGUGUCACAAACCAGGCUGAAGAAAAGCAACAGAAUGGUUGAAGAGGUGGAAAGAACGAGCCAAUCUCUGCUUCGUAAACUAGAAGAAGAACUGAGCAACGACAAGGAGUUGAUUCAACAACAGGAGCGGUUGAUAGGGGAGUUACAAUCUAAGACACGGGAGCUAAACUCCGCUCGGCACGCGGCCACGGGGGAAAAGUAUCGCUACCAGGAGGAGGCCGAUAAAGCUAAUUGCAAGUUACGAGUUCUCGAAGAAGAAGUGACAAAGUUACAAUCUGCUCUCUCUGCUCGCGAAUCAGCAUUACGUGGUUCUGAACACGAGAUAGCAGAGUUGAAAAAUAAAAACCUUGAACUGAUAACGAGCAUCCACACCAAGGAUAAACUAGUAGAAGCCAUGCAGGUUCGCUCCCCCUGUGAAGAGGAAGGAAGAUGAUCUUCAACAAACGGUUUUGCUCCUCGAGGCUUCCAUGGAAACAAUGCGCGAGACGGAGAAACAUCUUCGGGAGGAAGUUAAGGUCCUUAAUUCUCGGCUUAUUGAUGCGAGAAAUGAAACAGCGAGCUUGAACGAU